AUGGAUCAUCUGUGCGUAGAUCCCCGCGACGCUGCUGCCACCAAAAUUGAGAUGUGUGAAGUCCAUAGUGCACCUGAUACCCCUGUUGCCGUAGUAGCUGUGAACGAGGGAGCUGAUGCGUCUUCCCCAGCGCUCGAAGAAGAGCAGGCAAGCGCAGACGAAGACGGUGGUAGCAUCGGAGAUGCCCUCUGCGAAGUGGAGGCUGAGGCUUCGAUGUUUCUGCAAGCUUCUGCCGCCGAGCUAGCGCCGCUGCAGCUGAGCGCACUGACACGCAGAGUCGAGAUCGCGCCGCUGAACGCCACGACGAUUCUCUCGGGUGUGCCGGUGGUCUCAGCGGUGGAUGAGGUUUACGUGCACGCACCGCCUAACGCCUACGCCACGUCGAUGGCAGGUUACUCACAGAGCGCUGCCGCACCGGAAGACAACGCCGCGCCUGUGGGGUUGUGGAUCUCGCCGGCAGAGACGAGGAUUGACUUGACAGCAGCUGCUGAAGAAGGUGCCAGCCAGGAGCUGUAUGAUCGGCAACAACAGGAGCAGCUUCAGGUGGACGGCACCGCAUCCCGCCCGCGCGAAGUACCAGUGACUGCGGCGGAGGUGAGCGACUCACAGGCGUGGGCGAUCGACUUCGCACCUGCAAAGCGAAUGCCGACCCGCAAGAUGACGAAGAAGGAGAAGGAUGCAAUCAAGCGACUGCGAGUGCGCCGUCAGACCAUGGGCGCGGACAGCGAGGGCAACACUGUUGUCCCAGUUGACGCCAGCGCGUUAACCGGGUCGCUCUCUUCGUCGCCGCUACAAGUGGUGCAGCUCGACACCCUCGCCUUGGACCGCGACGCACUUAUUCCAGUGAAUCUGAAGACGACACGAGCCGACCUCGAGGCACGGCUGGUACUUCGCCUGCCACGGCUGCUGUGUGUGAACAAACAGUACCCGCGCGCCUGCGGUAUAGCCUCGCUGACAUCCGUGUACAACUACCUGUACAGCUGGCUGGGCGAGAGCGCCGUCGGGACUAACCGUCCGCCACACUCGCAGGAGGAGAUCAUGUCAAUUUUAGGCUUUGAGCCGCCGUUUGGCGAAAUUGCGUGGGGGUCGUUUACCGGUAACGCCACGCUAAUCCGCUGGUUCCACGCGCUGAACCGGCACUUCGGGGUGCGCGGGCGUGCAUACAUUCUGUACAAGGUCCACGGUAGCGGCAAGACGACGCACCUCUACAACAAUAACACCGAUGCGCUGGCAGCCGUGAAGGCGGCGCUGCGCGACCCGCACUGCGCCCUCAUAUACCAUUGCCACAACCACUACAUGGUGCCGAUUGGCUACCAGGACAUCCCGCUCGCGCAGGCGGACUUCCUGAAGCCGACCGUGGCCGAGUCCAGCUGUGACACGACCAUCUUCAUUGGGGAGGUUAGUCGUGGUCGGCACGAGGCGAUGUACGCCCGCAAGUGGUCGCAGAUUGUGAAGGACAUCGAGUGCAAGUCGCCUUUUUUCUUUAACAUCCGCCACCCCGAGCAGGGCGUGCAGCGGCGCGAGCCAAAGAAGAAAUUAUCCAAGGAAGGGGCGGACGAAGGUGCUGACGUCACUGUUCGUGCUGUGGCCGCCACCACUGCUACUACCACCGCGUCGGUGGCGGUGGCGGCCACAGCACAGAUGAGGGAUGCGGAUGGGUUGCAGCAGCGACAGCAGAAGCGGCAGGCCCAAGAGCUACAGGGCGGGAACUCGAGCGAGGCACACAGCUCCGCUGAGACUAUCCUUGUUGCACUGCCGAAUGCCAUUCCGCGCAGCGGUGCUACUGUGCUGCGCGGCAUCAGCGAUAACGAUGUCGAUGCUGACUUCCUUGACGAUGCAGCGUCCAACACCAGCAGCGAUACGAUCGAGGUGAUGGUCUUCGCCGCCACCCCCACACCACCACUGCCGCCAGCAGCGCCGUCAUCAUUUUUGCAGCAGCCGCUGCCGCACACUUCCUUAUCCCCAGCGGUGUCCACCAUGGCCGCUCUCAAGCCUGGCCUUGCUAAGUCGCCCGAGGAUGUGGGUGACGGCUUGUCCAUUGCCACAGUGAUGCAGCUGCAGGCACUGGCAGAGAAAGUGGUGGCAGUUGCGCAGCCUGGUGUGAGCCAUGAAAGGAACGUUAGUGUGUCUUCCGCAGCUCAGUCUGCACCACUGUCGCCCAGUGGCGCGGCCGGUGCUCCUCUUGCGAAUAACGCCAUGGCCUCGAUGAACGAAGCCGUCAGCUCAGUGCCUGCGUCCUCGCCUCUACCAGCGUCGUCCUCGUCGCUGCCGCAACAGCAGCCGAAGCUUCGCACAGCCUAUGCUGGUAUGGAUAGCGCAGCGGAGGCGUCCCGCUUUCCGCGGUCGUCGCCGUCGCCAGCUGGGCCGAAGAAGGAGCGUGGCAAUUUGCACUGUAUUAUUUGCUUCCGCAAUGACGAAGUGGAGCCGAAUCUGGAGCGGUACGAGGACACCGCGUUAUGGGUCGCCGGUACUGCCGCAGCGUCGCCACGGUCGUCGGUGUCCUCGCUGCCCCGUGGCGGUAGUUUUAGUAGUAAUGAGGCCGACGUGUGA
Molecule: messenger RNA, 2550 nt
Organism: Leishmania braziliensis MHOM/BR/75/M2904
Lineage: Eukaryota; Euglenozoa; Kinetoplastea; Trypanosomatida; Trypanosomatidae
Exons: 1
Coding region: 1-2550 (849 amino acids)
Biological process (GO): nucleotide-excision repair
Cellular component (GO): nucleus
Molecular function (GO): single-stranded DNA binding; DNA endonuclease activity
Source: RefSeq, a predicted model, not a curated record